AUAACGAUCUCUGGAAGCAAUAUCAAUAUGCAGCUGAAUGGAGCACAUUUAUUGCAUUAAGUUUCUAUCUGUGUGUCUGUUUCAGAAUUUAAAGCUUGCUUAUCUGAUGACGUUUCUAUAUCUGAUCUUAAUCUAUCAAUAUUGUAAAAAAAUGUGGAAAAAAAGAAUAAAAUUCUAUUCUGAAUCAUCUGAUUAUAAACACACCCUUAGAAUAACACCAUAUGUUUUAGAAAUUAUUUAACUUUAAUGUUCUUCAAAUGUUUUAUAUUUUAGAGCUCUAUUACUGCUCAUGCACACAUGCCUACACACACUUAUUGUCAGUAAUAGAUCAGUGAGGUCAGUUCUUUUGUUUUUGUUUUCUUCCUGAUAUUUACAAACAUGGCACUUUUGUUGAGUAAAAGUAUUGGCACAAUUAGCAUUAAAGAAUAUUACUGUUAUAACUACAUCAACCCGAUGACCCACUGAUACCAAACUGCUGCAAUUUGCUGCCACCAUCAUGAGCUGCAUCAUCAGUGAAGAUUAGUGAGUCUGUUUCCGAAGCAGCCAUGAAAGGACAAUGACGUCAUCUGUGUGACACCACCGCCAUAUUUCACUGAUGAACUCAGAUGUUUUGGAUCCUGAGCAGAUCUUUUUGGCCUUUUCCAAUUCAACAGGACACAACUGGGCAACAACAAAAACGUGUUGUGUUCCAAUAUUUUUAAUAAUUUGGAAAAAAAGGGUUUAAACUAAUGCUAUGUUCCUAAUUUUUAAACAUCUAGAUGUAAAUAUCAGGAAAUGAAACUGAUCUUCCUAAAUCAUAUUCAACUUUUGAUCUGUUGAAGUCUAGUCUUAAGUGUAAAGCAAAAACAUAAGAACUCGACUUUCUGUUCUAGUACUUUCAGAGGGGACUUUACACACACAACACACAACACACACAAAGCUUUAUCAGUGUUCAGCUGUCACACAUUCUUCCCAUAGCUGCUGUUUAUUUUUAUCAGGAAGGUGGUGGUCCUCUGCUUUAUCUUGCCUGCACUGUGUAAGCAGGAGCCUUUAUUCAAGUAAUAUUGUUAGUGGUUAGUGGUGUUUAUCACAGGGACAUUACAGUGUUCAGUAAGGAGCGGUGAUCAUUGGAACAGCGUGAUGGGAAAUUAUAAAUCUAGACCUACACAGACAUGUACAGAUGAGUGGAAGAAAAAAGUGAGCGAGUCGUACUCUGUGAUUAUGGAAAAGCUGGAUGAUGAUCUGAAGAUUAAAGAUAAAGAAUAUUCUGAACUCAAACAUGUGUUCAGUUCAGAUGAAGCUUUUAACAAAGUAAAUCUGAACUAUCGCUCUGAGACCGGACUGUCGCUGCUCCACCUGUGCUGCAUCUGUGCAGGAAAUAAAAGUCAUAUCCGCACUCUAUUGCUAAAAGGACUGCGAGCCUCCAGACUGAGUCGCAAUGGAUUCACAUCCCUCCAUCUCGCUGCUUAUACAGAUAAUGCUGAGCUGGUUACAGCUUUGUUGCAUGGUGGGGCAGAUGUUCAGCAGGUUGGGUACGGAGCACUUACGGCUCUGCACAUUGCCACUAUAGCAGGACAUCAUGAGGCAGUGGACAUUCUCCUGCAGCACGGUGCUUAUGUUAAUGUUCAAGACGCUGUGUUCUUCACACCUCUGCACAUUGCAGCUUAUUAUGGCCAUGAGCAGGUGUGCAAGUUGUUGCUGAAAUUUGGUGCGGAUGUUAACGUUAGUGGAGAGGUGGGAGAUCGUCCACUUCACCUUGCUGCUGCUAAAGGUUUCCUGAACAUCAUCCGGUUGCUGAUGGAAGACGGAGGCCAAGUGGAUGUAAAUGCUCAGGAUAAUGAGGAUCAUGUGCCACUGCAUUUCUGUGCACGAUUUGGCCACCUUGAGGUUGUGCAUUUCCUGCUGCAGGGAAACUUUAAUGUCCAGCCUCAUUCCAUCAACAUCUACGGAGACACACCGCUACAUCUGGCAUGUUAUAGUGGGAAGCUUGAGGUGGUGAAGGAGUUGGUGCAGCUCACCGGAACAGAAAGUCUUUCCAAAGAGAACAUCUUCAGUGAGACAGCAUUUCACAGUGCCUGUACUUAUGGUAAAGACAUAGACAUGGUCAAGUUCCUGAUUAACCAGAAUGCAGUCAGCGUUAAUCAUCAGGGCCGAGAUGGACACACGGGUUUACACAGCGCCUGUUUCCAUGGACACAUCCGCCUUGUUCAGUUCCUGUUGGACUCUGGAGCUGACAUGAACCUGGUGGCGUGUGACCCGAGUCGCUCCAGUGGUGAGAAAGAUGAACAGACCUGUCUGAUGUGGGCCUACGAGAAAGGUCAUGAUGCCAUCGUCACACUGCUGAAACACUAUAAACGUCCUCUAGAAGAUUCGCCCUGUAAUGAAUACUCUCAGCCAGGAGGGGAUGGAUCCUAUGUUUCUGUUCCGUCUCCACUUGGGAAGAUCAAAAACAUGACAAAAGAGAAAGCUGAUGUUUUGAUCCUCAGAGCAAGUCUCCCGUCUCAUUUCCACCUGCAACUCUCAGAACUGGAAUUCCAUGAGAUCAUUGGCUCAGGCUCAUUCGGGAAAGUGUAUAGAGGAAAAUGUCGCAACAAGAUUGUAGCCAUUAAACGGUACCGAGCCAACACGUACUGCUCGAAGUCAGACACAGACAUGUUUUGCCGUGAAGUUUCCAUCCUGUGUCGCUUAAACCAUCCGUGUGUUAUUCCAUUCGUGGGGGCGUGUCUCGAAGAUCCAAGUCAGUUUGCCAUCGUCACACAGUAUGUCUCUGGAGGAUCUCUGUUCUCACUGCUGCAUGAACAAAAACGGCUAAUUGACCUGCAGUCAAAACUUAUUAUCGCCAUUGAUGUGGCCAAGGGGAUGGAAUAUUUGCACAACCUGAUUCAGCCCAUUAUCCACAGAGACCUUAACAGUCACAACAUUCUGCUGUAUGAAGACGGUCAUGCUGUUGUGGCUGAUUUCGGUGAGUCACGUUUCCUGCUCUCCAUGGAUGAAGACAACAUGACAAAACAACCUGGGAACCUUCGCUGGAUGGCUCCGGAGGUUUUUACUCAGUGUACACGCUACACAGUGAAGGCCGACAUGUUCAGUUACGCUUUGUGUCUGUGGGAGCUGCUGACAGGAGAGAUCCCCUUUGCUCAUCUCAAACCAGCGGCUGCGGCAGCUGAUAUGGCAUAUCAUCACAUACGGCCUCCAAUCGGCUACUCCAUCCCUAAACUGCUGUCUGCUCUGCUCAUGAGGGGCUGGAAUGCCUGUCCUGAGGAGCGGCCAGAGUUCUCAGAGGUUGUAUCUAAACUAGAGGAGUGUUUGUGCAACAUUGAGCUGAUGUCUCCAAGCUCCAGUAACAGCAGUGGUUCCCUUUCUCCAUCGGCAUCUUCAGACUGUUUGUAUGGUCGCAUGAGUCCAGGUCGAAGUCAUGUAGCUGCACUGCGAUCACGCUUUGAACUGGAGUAUGCCAUAAACACUCGUACUGUGUGGAGUUCUGGACGUCGUACCUCCCAGGGUCUGUCUCUGGAUGAGCUCAGAAGAAACAUGCAGUUCCCCAUCGAUAGAAAUGGUUAUGUAUCAGAUCCCAUGAGCACCAUGAGGUUCCACUCCAGCAGCAACACCAGCCUUGAGGAUACCAGCUGAUAAACAUGCACACACACACACACACACACACACACACACACACAUACACACACACACACAUACACACACACACCCACACACAAUCAUCAAUCACACACACACAUUCAGACACACUCACACAAUCACACUCGCACACACAAAUACACUCACUUACGGCUUUAUUAUAUUUUAUCAAAUCUAAAUUGAGUUAAAUCAGUUUGUUGUGUUAAUAUUAAAAUAAACACGUAAAUGUUAGAUACUCUUAAAUAUUUUAUUGUCUUGUUAAUUCUGACAGAAGAGUGAAAUUAACAUCUAAAAAUGAAAAUGUAGACAUUUCCCUUUGAAGUAUGUGUGUGAGUGAAUUUGUGUGUGUGUGUUUGUGAGAGUGUGUGUAUUUGUGUGUGUGUGUGUGAGUGUGUGUGUGAGUGAAUUUGUGUGUGUGUGUUUGUGAGUGUAUUUGUGUGUAUGUGUGUAUUUGUGUGUGUAUUUGUGUGUGUGUGUGUGUGUGAGUGUGAGUGAAUUUGUGUGUGUGUGUUUGUGAGUGUGUGUAUUUGUGUGUAUUUGUGUGUGUGAGUGUGUGUAUUUGUGUGUGUGUGUAUUUGUGUGUGUGAGUGUGUGUAUUUGUGUGUUUGUGUAUUUGUGUGUCUGUGUGAGUGUGUGUAUUUGUGUGUGUGUGUGUAUUUGUGUGUAUUUGUGUGUGUGUGUGAGUGUGUGUAUUUGUGUGUGUGUGUGUGUGUGUGUGAGUGUGUGUGUGUAUUUGUGUGUGUGUGAGUGUGUGUAUUUGUGUGUGUGUGAGUGUGUGUAUUUGUGUGUGUGUGAGUGUGUGUGUAAUUGUGUGUAUUUGUGUGUGUGAGUGUGUGUAUUUGUGUGUGUGUGUAUUUGUGUGUGUGUGUGUUUGUGUGUGUGUGUAUUUGUGUGUGUAUUUGUGUGUGUGUGUGUGAGUGUGUGUAUUUGUGUGUGUUUGUAUUUGUGUGUGUGUGUGUGUGUAUUUGUGUGUUUGUGUAUUUGUGUGUCUGUGUGAGUGUGUGUAUUUGUGUGUAUUUGUGUGUGUGUGUGUGUGUAUUUGUGUGUGUGUGUGUGUGAGUGUGUGUAUUUGUGUGUUUGUGUAUUUGUGUGUCUGUGUGAGUGUGUGUAUUUGUGUGUAUUUGUGUGUGUGUGUGUGAGUGUGUGUGUGUAUUUGUGUGUGUGUGUGUGAGUGUGUGUAUUUGUGUGUUUGUGUAUUUGUGUGUCUGUGUGAGUGUGUGUAUUUGUGUGUGUGUGAGUGUGUGUGUAUUUGUGUGUGUGAGUGUGUGUAUUUGUGUGUGUAUUUGUGUGUGUGUGUGUUUGUGUGUGUGUGUAUUUGUGUGUGUGUGUGUGUGAGUGUGUGUAUUUGUGUGUGUGUGUGUAUUUGUGUGUGUGUGUGUGUGUGUGAGAGAGAGAGUCAGACUCUGUAUAAAUAAUUCAGUAUUCAGUCGUGUCUAAUUUCUGCCUCAGUUCAGUUCUCUGAUAAGAGCAGCAGAAAAUAAACCAUAAUGAACCAUAAAUUCUAACUGAUAACAUUUUAAAUGUAUUAAAUUCUACAUGUUGAUAAAUAACCUGGAAUCAGUGUGUGUUCUAAUACUAUGACUUUACAUCUACUCGAUAUUUUCUUC
Messenger RNA from Tachysurus vachellii, 5219 nucleotides. It is a transcript of the gene tnni3k, whose product is annotated as TNNI3 interacting kinase. The transcript is spliced from 25 exons. Gene Ontology annotation, molecular function: RNA polymerase II-specific DNA-binding transcription factor binding; protein kinase activity; ATP binding. Bases 1120 to 3609 code for a protein of 829 amino acids. Gene Ontology annotation, cellular component: nucleus. NCBI's taxonomy places the organism in Eukaryota, Metazoa, Chordata, Actinopteri, Siluriformes, Bagridae. The record is from RefSeq and is a predicted model, not a curated record. Gene Ontology annotation, biological process: protein phosphorylation; proteolysis; regulation of transcription by RNA polymerase II.